AUGAAAAAAUUCUGGGAAUUCGAAGAUUUACCGUUGUGUUCGUCAAAGUGCGACGAAGAUGAAAUGGUUGAGCAAAUGUUUAUCGAAGGGCAUUCACGAGAUGAGACAGGUAGGCAUACGGUAACAAUUCCAAUUAAGCCAACAGUGCAAGAACUUGGCAGUUCGAGAGAGGCAGCGCUUCGGCGUUUCUUUGGAUUGGAAAAGCGAUUUGCACGCGAUCCGGCCUACAGAGCAGAUUAUGUUGAGCGAAUAAAAGAGAAUAUAGCUAAAGGGUAUAUGAUGGAAGCGAAUAUUCAUCCGGAGCCGGGUGAAAUGGUCUACUAUAUUCCUCAUCAUGCGGUGUACACAUCCGGUAAAUUCCGAAUAGUGUAUGAUGCCAGCUGCUUAACAAAUAAAGGCAUAUCUUUGAAUGAUGCGCAAUUUGUUGGGCCGAAAUUGCAGAGAAAUCUGUACGAAACCAUUAUGCGUUUUCGUCGGCAUAAAGUUGCAGUGAGUGCGGAUAUAAAAUCCAUGUAUUUGCAAGUAUGUAUUAAUCCAAAGCAAUGGAAUUUGCAGCGCAUCUUCUGGCGAGAGAGUCCAGCCGAUCCGCUCAAAGAAUAUUGGUUGGUAGUAGUCACUUUUGGGCUAUCGUCAUCAACAUAUUUAGCUGUGCGAACAAUGUUGGAAGGCGCAGCAGAAUUGGAAAAUGAGUAUCCGGAGGCAGUGCACGCCAUUCGAAAUGAUUUCUAUAUGGAUGACUGUACCACCGGUGCGAGUGAUGAGCAAAAGGCCGUUAAAUUGGCAAAAGAGAUGAAAUUAGUUUUAGAGAAAUCUGGUUUUCCUCUGUGCAAGCGGCGUUCCAAUAGUGAAUAUUUAGUGCAAAAACUCGAAGGCGAGCAUUCGUCGGUAUCGUUUGAUGAGAAUAACGAAACUGCGGUGCUAGGCCUGAAGUGGAUAACUACUACCGACGAGAUAACAUACGAAGUGCGCGAACCGGAAAUGAGCAAGGAGCUAACGAAACGAUCAAUUCUUAGUAAAAUCGGUCGUUUGUAUGAUCCGAAUGGAUUUAUAGCGCCAAUAAUUACAUUGACUAAGUUAUUGAUGCGUGAUUUAUGGAAUUUGAAGGUGGAUUGGGAUGAGCCAGUUCCACCAAAAUAUGCAACCGAAUGGAAUGCGAUUUGGAGCCAAAUAUUGCAUUUGGAAAAAAUUCGAAUUCCGCGUUGGUUUGGCAUGAGCAGCGAUGUGCAAGUGCAAUUGCAUGGUUUUGCGGAUGCUUCGGGAAAAUGCUACGGGUGUAGUAUUUAUUUGAGAAUUGAGGAUUUGAAAGGACAAAUUCGGUGCGAUUUGAUCGCUUCCAAAUCGAAAAUUGCGCCGCAAAAAAUAAAACCAGAGAAAAUUCCGAAAGGAAAUGAACAAUUAAACGGGGUGUCAAUACCACGGUUGGAAUUGGCGGCUGCAGAGCUAUUGAGCCGAUAUUUUUCCAUCGUAAGAGAUGCGAUGGAAUUGCAAAAUGUACCGUUUCGUUUGUGGACAGACAGUAGCACAGCGCUGCAAUGGAUACACAAACCGGUGCAUGAGCUAAAGGUGUUUGUUGCGAAUCGAGUAAAAAAGAUUCGUGAAGUGAGCACCGAGAGAGAUUGGUUUCAUGUGCGAACCCAUGAUAAUCCGGCCGAUCUUAUCAGCCGGGGAGUGCCACCGAGCGGCAUAGUGCAAAAUAAUUUAUGGUGGCACGGACCGCCAUGGCUUUCGAAGCUACAAUCCGAAUGGCCGGAGCCUUUGAAUAUUCGUGCAGUGAAGCCAUCAAUUGAAAUGCAAGAAGAGAUAAAAGCAUUUAGAAUGAACGCAGUUUCAGUGCGAAACAAAAAACUUGAAGUAUUUGUGCCGCAAAUGAAAGAAGGAGUACCGUUGAUCGAUUAUUCCAACGAUUUGAGUAAGUUGACGCGCAUUCUUGCUUUUGUGAUGCGUUUUAUUCGAGUUUGUCGUGAUAAAACUCGAACCAAGCCUAAACAAAUUGUAAGCCUUCAAAAAUUGAAUGGAAAUUGGAGCCAGAUGAUUGGGCUAACAACAGAAGAUGAGCGAAGAGCUGCACUGAAAUAUUUCAUAACGGAAGAGCAAAAACGUUCUUUUCCGUUGGAAUAUGAGCAUUUCAUUGAGAAAACCACCAAUGAGCCUAAAUCAGAAUUUCCAGCGAAGAGCCAUUUGUUAGAUUUGCGCCCAUUUUUGGAUAAAGAUGGAAUUAUCCGUGCCUGUGGUCGAUUGGGCGGUUCGGAUUUACCAUAUGAUGCAAGACAUCCAGUAAUCAUUCCGUCAAAAUCUCGCUUGAGUUAUCUCAUUGCAUGGGAAGCGCACAGUGCAACGAAGCAUGGCUCCAUACAACUGAUGCUCCAAUAUAUUCGUGCGAAUUAUUGGAUCCCGCGUUUGAGGCUGGAGCUGCGCUCAUACUUAAGCAAUUGCAUAACAUGCAUUCGGUAUGCUAAGCAUUUUGAGACUCAACUAAUGGCAGAGCUGCCAGCUGAUCGUGUGAGGCAGAAUCGUCCGUUUUUAAUAACCGGAGUCGAUUACGCUGGUCCAUUUGAGCUAUCAGAGCGAUACAAAAGUAGAACAAAGGUGAUGGAGCAUUUAAAUAAAAAAGGCACCCAAUGGGUGUUCAUGAAGCCAGCAGCACCGCAUCAAGGCGGUAUUUAUGAAGCGGCUGUUAAAUCAGCAAAAUGCCAUUUGAAGCGAGUUGUAGGUACGAAGAGCUAUACCUACGAACAAUUGAUUACAUUUUUGGUGCAAAUCGAAGCAGUGCUCAAUUCGAGGCCGCUUUAUGCGCUAAGCGACGAGCCGACCGAUAUGCAAGUAAUCACACCCGGGCAUUUUCUAAUAGGUGAAUCAUUCAUUUUGCCACCGCCAAUUGCAGCACCGGCAAAAUCGGAUUAUUCGCUGAAAAGAGUACGUGAUGAGCAACAGAAAAUGCUUCAAGCGUUUUGGAAGAGUUGGCAAGCUGAUUAUUUAGCUACAUUAUUACCAAGGAAAAAAUGGUUAUCGGAGCGACCAUUUGAAACGGGCCAACUCGUUCUAAUCAAAGACGAAAAUUUGCCGCCAGCGCAAUGGCAAAUGGGGCGCAUAAAAGAGCUAAUUCUGAGCAAAGAUGAUUUAGUGCGAUCGGUUGUGAUAUUGUUGCCGUCAAAGGACAAUAAACAAAAAACGCUGGUACGGCCGGUUCAAAAGAUUCGAUUAUUGCCGGUUGAACCAGAGCAAGAGCUGAAAAAUGAACACUUAAACGCUGGAAUUGUGAAAUUCCAUAAAAUCGUCACUGAAAUUGAUUUUAUGGAAACAAACCCGU
Messenger RNA from Sitodiplosis mosellana (orange wheat blossom midge), 3307 nucleotides. RefSeq lists its product as uncharacterized. The annotation marks the transcript as partial. Lineage: Eukaryota; Metazoa; Arthropoda; Insecta; Diptera; Cecidomyiidae. Gene Ontology annotation, molecular function: nucleic acid binding. The record is from RefSeq and is a predicted model, not a curated record. The transcript is spliced from 2 exons.